Molecule: messenger RNA, 2318 nt
Organism: Brachypodium distachyon (stiff brome)
Lineage: Eukaryota; Viridiplantae; Streptophyta; Magnoliopsida; Poales; Poaceae
Exons: 2
Coding region: 842-2035 (397 amino acids)
Biological process (GO): regulation of DNA-templated transcription
Molecular function (GO): DNA-binding transcription factor activity; protein dimerization activity
Source: RefSeq, a predicted model, not a curated record
UCUCAUUUUCUCAGAGAGAGAGAGAGUAGUAAGUAGCUUGCUACAUGGGAAGCUUAGCCCAUCUAUAAAAGAAACCUCAUAUACUGCCAUCAACAGGAGGACCAUAUCCCACACGUAUGAUCUGUACCGUCUCCUCCUCUCCUCCCUCUCUUGCUCAGAGCUAACUAAGAUCGAGAGGCUUCCAGGAAGCUAGCUAGCCCGGCCGGCCGGGCACAAGUAUAUAUACUACCAAAGCUGAUUGAUCGAUCGGUCGAUCGAUUGAUCAAAUCACAUCCGCUCUGCUGCCAGUAGAAUCUCAGCAAGACACAGGUAGCUAGCUCUACAUCUAUCCCCAGAGAGCACACUAGUAGACUUACUAGCAGUCUAGCACUGCAAAUCCCCAACAUAUUUAAUUGCUUCUCUACACAAUUGCUCCUCCCCUUCUUCUCAUAAUGGUAUAUAGCCCAAUUAGUUUCGGUUCAUGGAGAAAGGUUUUGUGGUCACCAUUUGCUUCUUGCUCAGGUCGUUCCGAUCAACUGAUUCCCUCAUCUCAGCGUGGGUCGACUGCCGUCGCCCGUCGUUGACUGUGUGUGCUAGUUAGCUAGCUAGCUCCCUGAUCGAGGAGUGCCUAUAGUCCCCGGGGAAUAAUUGGGUCUUUCAAGCUGAAGCUGUGCUCGAUUGAUCUCCAACUCUCCAUCGCCUCCACUGUUGUUUCAAGCCCUUGCCGUCAGUCAUCCAACCAUCUGCCUCGAUUUCACAGCUAACUAGCUACCCGUCCCAGAAUCCCUGCACCAGUCGUCGUUGGCAUCGAUCCGUUUCUUCCACCAGCAAUCCCAGCCGGCGGCGGCGCGAUCGAGGACGGAUGGACAUCUUCGGCUGGGCAGGCGCCGGAAGCCAGCACGAGGACGUGUACCUGCAGCCGCGUCCCUCAGGUCAGCUCAUGAGCUCAUCAUGCGGCCGGUUCGACAUGGACGACGCCUUCUUCGGCCAGCUCCAGUGCGUCGACGGCGUCGGUACUGGUGGUGCCGAAGGAGUGGCGACAGCGUGCCAGGUGAGCUCGAGCGGCUACGGUGCCGCGGCAGGCGACCCGAUGGGGUUCUUGAGCUCAGGGGCAGGCGGCGACGUGUUCGCGUCGGUCGAUGGCGCCGGCGCCGGCGCGCAUGACGGCCUGCUCGACUCGGCGGUCGCCUUCUCCAGGGUGCUCGCUUGCGGCGACCCCGGCGCCGGGGUCCCGAACGGCGCCAUGUUCUCCUCCGGCGGCCACAGCGGCACCACCACCGUCUGCAACAUCUCCUCCGGGGACUCCAACAACAACUACAGCGGCACCGGCCACGACAACAACGAGGUGGCGUCGCCGACGUCCACUAUACUAUCGCCCACGUCGCUUCUUCCCAACUCCAAGACGACGUGCCCGAAGCGGAAGCUACCCGACGUCGUCGGCUACCCGGCAACAACACUACUAACCCCGCCACAGCCACAGCCACUUCCACGGCCCGGCGGCGCAAAGCGGAGGGCGCUCACCACCACCACCAGCAUCAGCUUCGGCCACCACGACAUGACCAACGCCGCCGGUGGGUACGAGCCGGACGUGGAGGCCAUGGCGCAGGUGAAGGAGAUGAUCUACCGCGCGGCGGCCAUGCGCCCCGUGAGCCUCGUCACGGCGGAAGCCGGCGCCGCGGCGAGCGCCAAGCCCCGGCGCAAGAACGUCCGCAUCUCGAGCGACCCGCAGACGGUGGCGGCGAGGCUCCGGCGGGAGCGCGUGAGCGACCGCCUCCGCGUGCUGCAGAAGCUCGUGCCCGGCGGGAGCAAGAUGGACACGGCGUCCAUGCUGGACGAGGCCGCCAGCUACCUCAAGUUCCUCAGGUCGCAGGUCCAGGCGCUGGAAACCGGCAACGGCUCCAUGGCCACGGCUGGCACGGGCAGGUUACAGCAGAGUUAUUACAGCAGCAACAGCAACAACACUACUGGGUUUCUGGGAUUUGCGAGAAAUAACAACAUUUCUGCAUUUGGAAAUCCUAAUAAUGGGAAUGCGACGAAUAAUUCGCUCUUGCAGUGAUAAUGUCGUUUCUAGUUUUGAGUUAAUUGAUGGUCGUCUCUACACGUACAUGUUGCUGUUUUGUGUACUGUUUCAGGUCGUACGUUGCUUAAUUAGUACAGUAAGUAGCACAGUACAUAUAUCAAGAUUUAGUGGUAGUCGCGCAGUGUACUUGUGCAGAAUUAAUUUGGAUCGGCUGCAUCGCGGAAGCAAUUCAACUGCGUGCGGUGGGAGAGACCGUGGCAUGCAGCGCCAUCUGAUUGGAGAAAAAAGGAACCGAAAUAUAUAGUGUAUAGUUAUUCAA